CGACAGUGUCGUAAAUCAUGCCGCAAAGUUACCGCAAAGUGACUCAUGGAAACGAGCCGGCGGACGGGGUUUUGUUUACACUCUUGGGGAGCCAACAGCUCCGGUCAGUUGUCUCGGGGUCAUGUGGAGGACGUGUCUCAGCCCGGGCUGACUGACCCCGCUGCUCUGCAGGAGGCCGUGACGGCGCUCAGCGGCGGCGGGGGUCACACGGCGGCCGUCACAGAAAAUGGAGAGGUGUUUGUGUGCGGACAGAAUCACAGAGGCCAGCUGGGACUUGGCCACAAUGCAGACGUCUCAACUCUUCAACUCUGCCCCAGUCUGAAUCAGAGGGUCACAAAAGUAGCCUGUGGUUGGGAUUUUACUCUUCUGCUCAACGAUUGUGGUCGAGUACUAGCAUGUGGAUCAAAUGCUUAUGGACAACUAGGUGUUGGACAAAACAUCACACACUCUGCAGAUCUACUGGUCAUUGAGAGUCUGGAGGAGCCAGUGGUGAGUGUAGCAGCAGGACUCAGACAUUCGCUAGCUGCUACUGACUCAGGCUGUGUAUAUCAGUGGGGUAUUGGUCUUUUCAGUCAUGCUAGGAGAGCACUCAGUCCACGUCCUGUCCCUUCACACCUCAGCUCUACGGUGCCCUCUCUGGUACCAGGUCUGGAUAAGAAGACCACACACAAGGUGACUGCAGGCUCAGCGCACUGUGUGUGCCUUACAGGAGACGGGGAUUUGUUUCUGUGGGGAAGCAACAAGCGUGGCCAGCUGACUGCUACAGAGCCCUUCCUGUCCUCUCCAACUCUUGUGAAGCGCUCACUGCUGGGAAAAGAGAAAGUUAUCAAUGUGUGGAGCGGCUGGACGCACAUUGUUGCUCAAACAGAGAGUGGGAGAGUGUUUACAUGGGGCAGAGGAGAUUAUGGGCAACUGGGCCGACAAGCAUCGACCAGUCAGAACUCAAAGUGGCCAUCGACUGAUCCCUCAGCAGACGUUGGAAACCAGGAAGCUUGCCUCCCUGCAGAAGUUAAAGUCCUCCGUGGAGCGACACAGAUUGCAUGCGGAUCUGAACAUAACCUCGCUAUUGUAGGCGGGUGUCUCCUCUCCUGGGGCUGGAACGAACACGGGAUGUGUGGAGACGGUUCACAGAGCGACGUCUGUCAGCCACAGCUCGUUUCUGGUCUCAGACCCGUUCUCAUUGGCUGUGGAGCUGGACACUCUAUAGCAAUGUGCGCUGCGACGACCGACUUAAGACAAAACUCUGCAACGACUCCUACUCACUGACCUCGGACCAGGAACAUUUAUUCAUCAUGAGUCAAUCAGAGACGAGAAUUGAUUCACAAUUUUUUUGAAUUAUCUGACUGAUAAAGUGGCUUAUUGGUGCUCUUAUUGUGCCUUAUACUGUAACUUUCACCUUCUAAUAGGCGACUCGAGCUCAUUUUAAAAGAUCAGGCUUCAAACUGCAGUUGUCAUAAAUACUGAUGUUUUUGGUUGGACACAGACUGAGUUAUGUUACAUGUGGACAGAGGCCAUCAUUUCUCUGACCAGCCUCUUACUUUGAUGGACGUGAUUUGGGCUGAUGGCUUUGCAGCACAUGGCCACGCCUAAGGCUCCUGGUCCACCUGCCAGAAGGAAGCCGUUAUGGAUCAUGUGAGGAAUGGGCAGGACUGGUGCUAGAGCUCCAUCUUCCCAUGUCAGCAGUUUUAUUGCUGUGAUAUUGAGUGUCAGAACGCAGUCAAUCUCUGCAGUUCAUACUGAAAAUCUCUUGGUCAUCUCAUGAUUUACCACUCACACAGUAAGUGCAGUACAUUUUUCUUUGGCAACUGUACAUCACUUAUUGAUGCUCUUGGCAGUCUGUGUCAUAUUCUUUGAUGAUCUGUUAGUCUCAUUUGCACUUAAUCCCUCUUGGGGGAAAUUUGCCCGCUGCAUUUGACCCUACUUUCAUAUUUAUAAGCUGUGGGUGGCCGCAGUGCAGCACCAGGGGACCAAACUGCAGGUCUGAAGCCAGUGCUGUAGUCAAGGCCAAUGGGAGGAGUCAGAAGGCUCAUUAAUGCAAUUAAUUCACUUUAUUUGUUUAAAAGUUUUUAUUUUAUCCUUGUGAUUUAUGCAAAUUAUAUAUAAAAACAAUCUGUAUCACUGACAUAUGCGUUAAUGAAAGUUAAUGUGCUAAACCUGGAUUGUUUAGAAAACAAUAAA
This is a messenger RNA of Anoplopoma fimbria (sablefish), 2178 nucleotides long. Its product is annotated as secretion-regulating guanine nucleotide exchange factor-like. Bases 46 to 1266 code for a protein of 406 amino acids. The transcript has 11 exons. The record is from RefSeq and is a predicted model, not a curated record. Lineage: Eukaryota; Metazoa; Chordata; Actinopteri; Perciformes; Anoplopomatidae.